AUGCAGGAGGAGGCAGACUCGGCGAAGGUGGUGUCGGCAGCCAUUGCACGCAGGCAGCAGGCCAUGAGGCAGCAGACUGGGCGAAGGUGGUGUCGGCAGCCGAUGCACGCAGGCAGCAGGUCAGGAGGUGGCAGACUGGGCGAAGGUGGUGUCGGCAGCCGAUGCACGCAGGCAGCAGGUCAUGAGGCGGCAGACUCGGCGAAGGUGGUGUCGGCAGCCGAUGCACACAGGCAGCAGGCAGCAGGUCAGGAGGCGGCAGACUCGGCGAAGGUGGUGUCGGCAGCUGAUGCAUGCAGGCAGCAGGUCAUGAGGCAGCAGACUGGGCGAAGGUGGUGUCGGCAGCCGAUGCACGCAGGCAGCAGGUCAGGAGGUGGCAGACUGGGCGAAGGUGGUGUCGGCAGCCGAUGCACGCAGGCAGCAGGUCAGGAGGUGGCAGACUGGGCGAAGGUGGUGUUGGCAGCCGAUGCACGCAGGCAGCAGGUCAUGAGGCGGCAGACUCGGCGAAGGUGGUGUCGGCAGCCGAUGCACACAGGCAGCAGGUCAGGAGGCGGCAGACUCGGCGAAGGUGGUGUCGGCAGCCGAUGCACGCAGGCAGCAGGUCAGGAGGCGGCAGACUCGGCGAAGGUGGUGUCGGCAGCCGAUGCAUGCAGGCAGCAGGUCAUGAGGCAGCAGACUGGGCGAAGGUGGUGUCGGCAGCCAAUGCACGCAGGCAGCAGGUCAGGAGGUGGCAGACUGGGCGAAGGUGGUGUCGGCAGCCGAUGCACGCAGGCAGCAGGUCAUGAGGCGGCAGACUCGGCGAAGGUGGUGUCGGCAGCCGAUGCACACAGGCAGCAGCUGAUGCACGCAGGCAGCAGGUCAGGAGGCGGCAGACUGGGCGAAGGUGGUGUCGGCAGCCGAUGCACGCAGGCAGCAGGUCAGGAGGCGGCAGACUCGGCGAAGGUGGUGUCGGCAGCCAAUGCACGCAGGCAGUAG
Messenger RNA from Schistocerca nitens (vagrant locust), 972 nucleotides. RefSeq lists its product as uncharacterized. The transcript has 3 exons. The coding region runs from base 1 to 972 and encodes 323 amino acids. The record is from RefSeq and is a predicted model, not a curated record. Lineage: Eukaryota; Metazoa; Arthropoda; Insecta; Orthoptera; Acrididae.